Messenger RNA from Pseudophryne corroboree (corroboree frog), 1828 nucleotides. It is a transcript of the gene MIIP, whose product is annotated as migration and invasion inhibitory protein. The transcript is spliced from 10 exons. The record is from RefSeq and is a predicted model, not a curated record. The coding region runs from base 242 to 1519 and encodes 425 amino acids. Lineage: Eukaryota; Metazoa; Chordata; Amphibia; Anura; Myobatrachidae. Gene Ontology annotation, biological process: negative regulation of G2/M transition of mitotic cell cycle; negative regulation of cell migration.
CUGUCGAGUCACGUGGCAAGCACGCGGCGAUUCCCUUUAAACUGCGAUACAACGUGCUCACUCAGUGUCAUGCAGCAACCGCCCCGAGGCGUCGCCGCUUUAUCUGAGGCCGAUCCCUCCCUUUCCCUGCAGGCGGCGCUGCUGUUCAGGCUCUAGUAACCGAGAGCGGACCCCGGAGUGGCCGGAGGACGGAGAGAGGUCGCCGGGAGCUGAGGCGUUUGAGAUGAAAUGAAAUAAGGGAAUGGCGUCUUACAACCAAGUGGAAGAGUUGCGUCUGCUAAAUAAGUCUCUGCUGAAACGUCUGACCAUAAAACAGGACGCGGUUAGGAAACAGCUCUCUGGUGACUGCAGCGCGCCUUCCGUCGUCCCAGGUGGAGCUGUAGCCAAGGACUGGAACGAGGAGACGGCACUGAAUGGAUUUGGACAGUUUCAUAUGAAGAAAAGUUUAUUUGGGGACCAGGACACAGAUGUUCUGAGCACGGAGUGUUCCUCCACAGCCGCCAGGAGAGCUCUUUGUCCUCCCAGAAAAAGCGCUGGCAUGAGGCAGAGCUCCGUGGAUGCUCAUUCUCAGCCGGAUGACCGCGGGAUGCCAGGACGUGAUUCCAGCGCUGGUGUGAUCACAAUCGGCUCUCCUAUCAGACGUCUCUCAGUCCUGAAUUCUACUGCUGUCACCCAUCCAAGCGACGUUGGGGACACCAGGGCCUUCUCUCUUGAGUACAUAGACCGGCUAGUAGAUGAAGGCAACUUGAGGUCCAGAGAGCACAGAACGCCAAAGUCUAUUCUCCUCACCCCCAACCGGACUUCCAAGAGAGAUCCUGGACACGUCACCUUCCCGUCAGAAGAUCCUGCCACCCACGUGGACCAGCGUUCUGCCCGUGCGCUGCUGGGCUAUGACUGGAUAGCCGGACUCCUGGAAGUCAACUCUCCGAUUACCAACCAAUCUGACCAGUUCUUCUCGGAGAUUGGCGAGUUCCGGCGUGUCAACAGAGAGGAGUGCGUGCACCGAUGUUUCUCCGAAUCAGGGGCACAGGACUCCGAGGAGGAGGAAGAAGUGGACGUCUCGCUGGACACUCACCGAUGUGUAUAUUGCUACCGAGUGAACCAGCGAUUGUUCACGUCACCAGUCGGUCCUGAAUCUGCCUGUCCCAUUUGUAAGAAGCGCAGGGGCAGGCGCCACGCCGCGCUGGACGAGCCGGCUUAUAUUCGGGUGAGCAUCCCCAGGAGCACUCUGCUGCCUCCCUAUAAAUACAGAGCUCACCGGAGAAAGAGCUUCGACCCCACAGACAGUGUCGCCUUGCCAUCGCAUUGUUUAGCUGGAUGGGAGAAUGCGGUGCCCUCCUGUGAUCUCCGUGUCACCAGCUUGGACCUGAAGACCUCAGUGGAUCCGAGUGUGGUCACAUCAGGAGCUGCCGGCGACCUCAGCAUGGAUAGCGCCUCUUACUACGCUUCCAGGGCGCGGUCGGAGAAUCUGCUGAAUAUGUCCCGCUCCAUCGUUUUCCACCACAGUAAAGCCGUGUAAAGUCCCAUAUAUGGAGGGGGCUGUACCCUGCAGACUGUCCCCGUAUCCCGGCCUCAGGGCGGUACACAGUGUGACUAUAUACGUGCUAUAGGAGAUAUGCGCUGCGCCCUUUCCAUCAUCGGAGAAAGGAAAACUCCGGACUUGCUGUUACUAGGAGCAACUGCUGCUGCUGACUGUGACUCGGCUGUGAGAGACUGUCAUGGAGUUUGUUUUAUUUGUUGGGAGAUGGUGGUCCGGGUUUUGUAAUUUAUUACCGAUACACUUCUUUAUUUCGGGCAGAAUACAUAAUAAAGAAGAAAUUUAUAUAUA